AUUUGUUCUUACCUACAUGUAGGCCUGGUAGCAGUCAUUCUGUCUUCUACAGGAUAAUAGCGUAUACUAUUCGACCGUCGAGUCCGCUCUCUUCUCUCUCUUCUCUUCUCUGUAAACUAUUAGUGCUGCGCUUUGUCCACGGUCUUGCGUGCGCAUCACGGGAAUCACUGGUCCUUGCCACGCGGACCUUUACUGACAGAGACUGUGGUAUGUAAGCAGCUCCCUCGUGCAAGCAUGCCAUUCUCCGAAGCAGAGGAAUAGCUAUGGAGAGGGCACAACAUCCGCUUCCCUCGAGUCUGGACGCCUCAAACUUGGGGAGCGAUCAGGGCGAAGAGGAUCGCUCUCAGUGCGAGCUUCAGGUGCUUUUCAGUCUUUCGCUGUUGGCCUCCACCGGGUGCGGCAGAGCUCGAUUAAUGAUCACCCCUUGAGGCUGCGGCGUGCGAGGUGUAUUGAAGGUGCAGUUUCUUGCUUGCACAUGAGCAGUUCAUGUUAUUAUGCUGCCAGAGUGAAGACUGUCUGAAGUGAUGAUCACGGGGGCCGGAGACGGGAGUAGACUACAAUAUGUCCAGCCUGAGGUGCCGGAGCUCGGGCCAGUAGACGCAUCUGUCGUUGUUGUUGCUUUUGGGCUUUUCACAGCUUCGCGUGCAUGCGCAGACUCAACCAUCCAUCCCACUCCGCGUGCAAGUGCAGACACAACCAUCCAUCCCACUCCGCAUCAUCUUCCAACAAGUACAUGAUUCUCUACAUGCUGACUGCGACAACAGAAGCCGCCUCGGUCUGCACAAGGACACAACAGAGCUGCCUUGGCUGGCACAGUGGCGGCGCUCCGCCGUGUCCACUCCACGCAGUCUCCUCGGAACCUUGCACCACCCAUCGACAACGAAUUUCAAAGCGGUGCGCCUGGAAGUGGGAUGUCAGCACUGUGAUCUCGUUUCUACACUGGAGUAUUUAUUGAGCUGGAGCGUUCGGCAUCUGCUGCCGCGGACCGGCAACAGUCUACUGUGCACCACACGGACGCACUACAACCGCCGUCGGGCUUCUGCACAGCGAGAAUGACCGGCGCCAUCAAGGAAAGCAAGUGGCUUCAUCGGCUUGCCUAUGGCAGCUGGUAAAGAACUACACAUGACCAAGAAAUGCAAUGAAAUAACAAGAAUGGACGAUGG
Molecule: messenger RNA, 1163 nt
Organism: Sphaerulina musiva SO2202
Lineage: Eukaryota; Fungi; Ascomycota; Dothideomycetes; Mycosphaerellales; Mycosphaerellaceae
Exons: 1
Coding region: 647-955 (102 amino acids)
Source: RefSeq, a predicted model, not a curated record